This is a messenger RNA of Scaptodrosophila lebanonensis, 1246 nucleotides long. Its product is annotated as U6 small nuclear RNA (adenine-(43)-N(6))-methyltransferase-like. Gene Ontology annotation, biological process: rRNA base methylation. Bases 17 to 919 code for a protein of 300 amino acids. Gene Ontology annotation, molecular function: 23S rRNA (adenine(1618)-N(6))-methyltransferase activity. Gene Ontology annotation, cellular component: nucleus. NCBI's taxonomy places the organism in Eukaryota, Metazoa, Arthropoda, Insecta, Diptera, Drosophilidae. The record is from RefSeq and is a predicted model, not a curated record. The transcript has 5 exons.
GCUGAAAUAGAUCGAAAUGACGCGAUCUAAUUUGAAAAACAUGCAUCCGCGUAAUGUUCUGCGCACACCGCCCAACUAUACGAAGUUACCUAUUAAGCACAAGGACUUCCGAAGAGUGUGUACUUUGAACCUGAAUGGCACAGUAUCGGUGGAUUUUCGCAAUGAGCAUACUUUGCGUGAGUUGGCCAAAAUGAUGCUGCUUGAAUAUUUCGAUCUGAAGGUUGAAUUCGCGCCCGGCAGCUGGAUGCCAACUUUGGCGUUGCGUCUAAACUAUGUGCUCUGGCUGGAGGAUUUGCUUGAGCCGCUUAAACUGGACACAGUGCGUGGCAUCGACAUCGGCUGCGGCUCGUCAUGUGUUUACUCGCUGCUGGCCGCCAAGAAGAACAAAUGGCACAUGCUGGCGUUGGAUUUGAAGGAGAUCAACAUAGAAUAUGCACAGAAAAACGUCGAACGCAAUGAGCUGCAGUCGCUGAUCGAAGUUCACCAGCAACCGGACAAGACCACAAUAUUCAAAAGUUAUUUCGAAUCGCCUAAUGCCACGAAAGACAAGUUUCACUUUUGUAUCUGCAAUCCGCCGAUCUUCGACUCGAAUUCUCCAAAUCUGACGCGUCGGCCAGCGUCCAGAACUGUGCGUACCGGAAGUGCCGAGGAGUUGACCUGUGAGGGCGGCGAAGUGGAAUUUGUGCAACGCAUCAUCGAAGAGAGUAUGCUGUACAAGGAGCGUGUGACUAUUUUCACCACCAUGCUGGGUGUCAAGUCCAACUUACCAAAGAUUUUGGACUAUUUGAAGGCGAAAAAUAUAAGCAAUGCUCGCACCACCGAAUUCCAUCAAGGCCGCACCAAUCGCUAUAACGUGGCGUGGAGCUUUCACAAGGAGGCCAUCGGUGACACUGCGCCCAAUCAGAAAUUCUGUUGCUAGCUUUCCAUAUUUACUAGACUGGAUCAUUCCCUAAAUGAUUAUAAGUCGUAAAAAAUGGACACACCCUUUUCUUCUUUUUUAUUAUAAACAUAUCCGUUCGUGAAUGGAUUUAAAAUGACGGUUCUCUAAGUUGAAUUUGAUAACUCUGAGGUGCAACGAUUUGUGGCGGACGGUACCGGAUCCUCCACGCUUGAGUCACGAUCAGUAAGGAGAGGUUCUGAAGCUUUGCGAUUCGUCAUCACACUCGAGCAAUCAACAAAACUGGCAGACUAUUUCAAAGACCGUUGGAACAAAUCUAUUUAAAAUAAAAUUGCCCCGACUCCCUAA